Molecule: messenger RNA, 252 nt
Organism: Protopolystoma xenopodis
Lineage: Eukaryota; Metazoa; Platyhelminthes; Monogenea; Polystomatidea; Polystomatidae
Source: the annotation of a GenBank genome assembly
AUGACUGAAACUGUUCAUACGAUUCGCAUUCUCCUGAUCGCUAGCCAGAACCCAUUUGAAAUGAGUCUGGUCCAAAGAAUUCAAUCUUCGAUUGGUAAGCGUGUUGGCAUUGGCAUCAACCAGGCCAAUGUUGGCCAGACAACUAAUGGUUCGGCUAAGAAGAUUGGCAGUGAAAGGGAUCGACUUACUUGGACUGUGAAUCUGCGUCGUGCCGCUCAAACUGGCCAUUCCGAAACCGUUUGUCUGAGCUAA